AAGUCCAAAUUUGUUCUGUGACGUCACGUCGAGAGCGCGCACGGGAAUGAGCCCGCACAAAAGGACUAUGGCUGAAACGAUAUCGGACAGUGAUCUCCCAGUGUCAGACCCUCCAAAACAACCUCCCAAACGCCGCCGCAUCAUCGACGCCUCAUCCAUCCAAACAGUACCUGUUUACUCCAACAAGGUGAACAGAUCCUUGAAUCUGAAGCCAGAAUUAUUUAAACAAACCAAUCUUACAGAAGAGGAAAAGGGUGGUCCUCUGUGGUCUCCUUCCCCACCCCGUAAAGAGAAACCGCCAAUCAGUAUUGAUCUAAGUAGCUCAGAGGAGGAGCCAGAACAGACUGAACCUCAGGAAAUCCUUCGUUCCCCUUCUCCACCUCCUCCACCAUGUAGUCCGCCAGUGAAACGGAGCAGGCGGGCCAACCAAAAAAUGCGAGAAAUCAACCGGAAACUGGAUGCGAUCGGCUCUCUUGUGUGUAUGUCUCCUGAGCCUCAAGACCCCGUCGUCGAAUACAGAAACUCUCCUUCGCCUGUCAAUGACUAUGAUGAUGAUGAUGACAUCAUCAUCGUUUCAUCUAACAGCAAACACAAACGUCGUCCCUGCAAUACUGAGGGCAGAGACUCUGCGCGAGAAAUUUCAUUAAAGUUUCGCUGCCGAACAGAGUUGUUCAAAAUCCCAAUACUGUCUACGGCUCCUUUGAGUAAAGCUGUGGAACAACUGGCCAUCAAACUCAAUGUCCCUUCCAGCCAAAUUCUGUUAUUAAAGAAAGAUAUCGACCUUCCCAUUCACUCGUCUGUCAGUGAGCUCGGCCUCGGCAUAGCUGACAUUAUAGAUUGUGUUGUAACCGAAAAAAUACAAGAAGAGACUGACAAAAGUGAUGUCAUCACUGUGCGACUGCAAGGCAAAGAGAAAUCAUCUGUGCAGGUGUAUUCACUGAAGAAGACUGCUCCUAUCGGGUCCAUUCUGUCUCAGUAUGUCUCUAGUAUGGAUGUGAGUGCAAGACGGAGGGCUAAAUUCCUCUUUGACGGGUCAAGGGUCUCCAAUAAUCAGACUCCGGCUGAGCUGGACAUGGAGGACGGUGAUGUCAUUGAAGUCUGGGCCUAAACGCAUGCAACUAUUGAUGUUUGUCCUUUUUGUACUUGCGCCAUGUUCUGUAUGCAAUGUGGUGUGAAAAUUGUGUGGUUUGCAAAAAGAAAAUGUCUUUGAAUUGAAUUGACUUUUUACUUGUGAUGAGUUUGGUCUACACUGUUAUUUUGGGGCAGGGGUUUCAUAAACGAUACACAUUUGACUUGUGUUUGCAGCCAUGUGAAAGUUACCUUUUACAAUUUUACAUUGUGUAUAUACUAUUUAAGAUUUGAUUUAUUUUAAUGUAAAGAAUUAACUUCAAUUAAAAUAAUUUGAUAAAAUAACAAA
This is a messenger RNA of Danio rerio (zebrafish), 1417 nucleotides long. RefSeq names its product nuclear factor of activated T cells 2 interacting protein (gene nfatc2ip). Gene Ontology annotation, cellular component: nucleus. NCBI's taxonomy places the organism in Eukaryota, Metazoa, Chordata, Actinopteri, Cypriniformes, Danionidae. The record is from RefSeq and is marked validated.